This is a messenger RNA of Micromonas pusilla CCMP1545, 936 nucleotides long. RefSeq lists its product as uncharacterized. The transcript is spliced from 2 exons. Lineage: Eukaryota; Viridiplantae; Chlorophyta; Mamiellophyceae; Mamiellales; Mamiellaceae. The record is from RefSeq and is a predicted model, not a curated record. Gene Ontology annotation, molecular function: protein binding. Gene Ontology annotation, biological process: signal transduction. The annotation marks the transcript as partial.
CUUCCUCCGGAGAUUGGCUUUUUAACCGAGAUCGUCGACUUCUACGUGCAAGGGAACAAGAUCGAGAGACUGCCGGCCGAGAUCGCGCGGUGCCAGAAAAUCGUCGACUUCUACGUCUACGAUAACCCGCCUCUCUCCGCGAUCCCGGAGGAGUUCGGGCACCUCCCGCAGGUGAAGACGUUCACGAUAAAAAACUGCAAGGUGAGCGAGGAGACGUUCCCGAAAUCGCUGACUUCCGUCGCGACGCUCACCACGCUGGACCUCGAAGUGAACAAGUUCACCGUCGUCCCCGAGAGCAUCUUCGGCCUCGAAAACCUGGACCGGCUGCGUCUCGCCGCGAAUAAGCUCACGUCGAUCUCUCCGAAUAUCUCGCGACUCGAUUGCCUUCGAGAGUUGUUUCUCGGAAACAACAAGCUCACGAGCUUACCCGCGGAGCUCGGUAAGAUCGACACGCUGAAAAAGCUUGAGAUCCAGGAUAACAAGAUAAAAACGCUGCCGGACGAGUUCGUCGGACUGUCGUCGCUCGAGCACUUGAAGUACGACUCCAACGGAUUGACGAAGAUACCGGACGUCGUGUUCAAACUCGACACGCUGCGGAUCCUCGAGCUGAACAACAACAAGCUCACGGAGCUCCCGGCCGAGCUCGGCGACCUCGCCGAGCUUCGCGAUCUCAGAGUGCAGACCAACAAACUCAAAACGCUCCCCGCGGCUAUCGGGAACCUGACCGAGCUGCGCGUUCUGAAGUUGGACAGUAACAAACUCACCGAACUCCCCGACGAGCUCGGAGGGUGCCUUAAACGUCUGUCGCAUCUGUGUAUGUACGACUGUCCGAUCGCGACGUUACCGGAGACGCUCGGUCAGUGCGAGUCGCUGUACGACUUCAUCUUCUGCGGCACGAAGCUGACGAUGCUGCCGGCUUCGCUCGUGAACUGCAAG